Messenger RNA from Nasonia vitripennis (jewel wasp), 2921 nucleotides. RefSeq names its product zinc metalloproteinase nas-13-like. The record is from RefSeq and is a predicted model, not a curated record. NCBI's taxonomy places the organism in Eukaryota, Metazoa, Arthropoda, Insecta, Hymenoptera, Pteromalidae. Gene Ontology annotation, molecular function: metalloendopeptidase activity; zinc ion binding. The coding region runs from base 1846 to 2811 and encodes 321 amino acids. The transcript is spliced from 8 exons. Gene Ontology annotation, biological process: proteolysis.
UUUUUCAAAACUGAAUUUUCUGGAAUAAUAAUAUAAGAAAUGAUUGUCGUUUUUAAAAUUCGAAAAAUUCAGCAUGCAGUGGAAACAUUAAAAUACUCACGAUGUCAACAUAAAUUUCAAUGACAUUUGUUUCUACAAUUGUUUCUGCAUUACCAUUGGAGGGGGAAGCAAAUGUAGUGGAAGUUGUGCCUCCAGAACCUAAAUAUGAUGGCUCUUUUUUUGGAAAAAGGAAUCGUAAAAUAAUAAGUAUGUACAUAACGAAAACAAUUUAGAUACCGUCAAUAAGAUGGAUGAUUGAAAUAAAUAAGUUAUUCUCAUAUUUUGAAAAUGCAUCGGGUGAUUCUGAAAAAAUUAAUAAUAUCCCUGAUCGACGACCAUUGGAACACGUGGCAUCAUUAAUUAAUAUCAAGAAAUGGAAGCCUGAAGAUGGAGACAAUAUUUGGGAGCGAAGCGGCCUUAAUGAAGGAGAUGUAAUGGUUGCAGACGACACGUUAGCUACAAAUACAAAUAAUACUAAACGUUGGCCUGGAGCUGUUGUACCAUAUUUCAUUGAUAGAACGUUUUUUGGUAUGGUAAUCUUACAUAUAAAGUUUGCAUUAAUAUUUUAUGUACUAUAGAUAAGGAGAAGCGGAAAACAAUCGAAAACUCCUUGCGCGUUUUUCACAAACAUACUUGUGUAAGAUUUCGCCCUUAUCAAAAAAAAAAGAUACAAACUUUGUGUAUGUAAAAGGUGAUAAACCUGGAUAUUGGUCUUACGUUGGUAAUCAUGCUAAUGGACAAGUUAUCAAUUUUCACGAUUCUAAAUGUUUACGACAUGGUACUAUAAUUCACGAAUUUAUGCAUGCACUUGGUUUUCACCACCAACAUGCAGCUCGUGAUCGGAACAACUAGGUAAAAAUUGCGUGGGCAAAUAUAAAACCCAAUAAAACGCACAAUUUUGUAAUACAUGAAGACGAUCACACAGAUUUCGGGGUUUCUUAUGAUUAUAAAAGUAUAAUGCAUUACAGUUGGAAAGCUUUUUCAAAAAAUACCAAAAAACUAUAAUUCCAAAGAAUGAACAUGUAACUGUUGGUCAAAGAUAUGGAAUGAGUGUCAAAGAUAUUAAAAAAAUUAAUAUAAUGUACAAUUGUACUACAAAAGAAUAGAAAAAAGAAGUAAUAGUAAUGUAUGGUUUAGAUUCCGAAACUCAUGAUUUUGAUUGAUUGUCUCUGAAGAUCAGUUGGCUACAUUAAUUUGUAGUGCUAUCAAAGUUCGAAAAAUACGCACUUUUGUAUUUUCAAUUCUCAAAUAUUUAUUAUAGCAUAAUAUUUUUCAUUUUAUACGUUUUUAAAUAAGUCUGAUUAUUCUACCUAUAAGGUACGAAACUUAUUGCAUCUCAGCAGUGUUAUAGUUAAUAUUGUUAUGUGUUUUAGUUAUAGCGUGAAGAGAUUACAAUAAUAUUGUAAAUAUUGUCAAGUUUAUUAUUAUAAAUAAAAUAUCAGUUACAUUUGAUGGGUAUUAUAAAUAGUUGCAAUUAUAUAAUAUAAGAAUUAAUAAUAAAUACCAUUACUUUCCCACAUUUGAAAUUAUAUUCGAACAUUGUAUGUAUUUAUUUAUUUUUUUAAACGUUACAAAAUUUUCUUGUUACAAGUACUCAAAAUCGUAACUUAUUGUACUAUCAAUGUUAGAAGAUUACUAUGCAGAUAAAUUACUACUUUACAUAUCAUACUACGUGAUGUACUUUUAAAGAAUAUGUGAUCAGAAAACAAAACCACUGACCUAUAUACGAUUCUGCGACUAUACAAACUGAGGUGUCUUCCGAUUCAAAACGUUUGUUGUCGCAUUCUUUGCCUGCCUCAAGUAAACAUGUUAUACUUUCGAACAAUUAUUGUGCUUUCUUGUUGUAUACUGCUGAUAGUUCAUGCACAACCAGCUCAGAAAAUGCAGAAAAGGGAAGCUGAAGAUUUACCUCCUACGCCAAAGCAUGCGGGUAUUUUUGAUGGAAAACAAAAUCGUGAAGAAAUAUCUGAACAAUUAAAGAAAUGGAAACCAGAAGAUGACAAUAAUAUUUGGGAAUUAAGUGGUCUCUACCAAGGAGAUAUGAUGGGUUUUGAUAAAUUAGGAAAGAAUGGUCUGUUGGAUGAAACAGCAAGGUGGCCAGAUGCUGUCAUUCCAUACAAUAUUGAUCAAGAGGAUUUUACUGAAGAAGAUAUCGAACAAAUCAAGGACGCCCUGAAGGUCUAUCAUGAAAAAACUUGUAUUCGUUUCCGACCCUACAAGAAAGGUGAUAAGAAUUUCAUAACCGUGAAAGGCGAUAAUACUGGAUGUUGGUCUUACGUUGGUAAAUACAGUGAAGGUCAAGUAGUGAAUUUCCAAAAUCCUGGUUGUCUACGGCAUGGUACAAUUGUUCAUGAGUUCAUGCACGCGCUUGGCUUUUAUCAUCAACAAAGUGCGGCCGAUCGCGACGAGUGGGUGACUAUUGUCUGGGAUAACAUUAUGCCGGGUAGAGAGCACAAUUUUGAUAAGUACGACAAUAAAACCGUAACUGAUUAUGGAGUGAGUUACGAUUAUAGCAGUGUUAUGCAUUACAGCGCAAAGGCAUUUUCGAAAAAUGGACAAAAAACUAUCAUUGCUAAAAAAGAAAAUGUAACUCUUGGACAACGAGAUGGCUUUAGCGAAAAGGAUAUUGAAAAAAUAAACAUUAUGUAUAAGUCUCAUUGUGAAACUCGUGAUAAAAAAGAAAAGGAAGGCUCUACGGAAAGUAGCGGCGCUGUAGAUAUAAUUUCAUCUUUAUGGCCAUUUCGUGCAUUUUCAUGGGUACUGAAAGGCUAAGAUUGAAUACUAUAUUUAUAAGGUCAUCAAAGUUAAUUUGUAUCUUUUCUGUUUACUCUAUAUAGCUUAUGUGAUAUAUGUAUUAAAUAAGUAAAUGGUUAUAUCAAGAA